GACAUCAUGUCUGGAAGAGGUAAAGGCGGUAAAGGACUCGGGAAAGGAGGCGCCAAGCGUCACCGCAAAGUGUUGCGUGAUAACAUCCAGGGAAUCACCAAACCCGCAAUCCGUCGUCUCGCUCGCCGUGGCGGUGUCAAGCGUAUCUCCGGUCUGAUCUACGAGGAGACUCGCGGUGUGUUGAAGGUGUUUCUGGAGAACGUUAUCCGUGAUGCCGUCACCUACACUGAACACGCCAAGAGAAAGACCGUCACUGCCAUGGACGUUGUGUACGCGCUGAAACGACAGGGACGAACUCUGUACGGAUUCGGAGGAUAAACGACUUUAUUCAGGAGAAAUCAGACCAACCCAACGGCUCUUUUAAGAGCCACCCACAAUCUCACACAAAGAGUUGAUGACUACUGAUGUUUAGUUAUAAUUACAUCGUGAAAUUUAUGAGCUAUAAU
Xyrauchen texanus (razorback sucker) is the source of this 446-nucleotide messenger RNA. RefSeq names its product histone H4. Gene Ontology annotation, cellular component: nucleosome. NCBI's taxonomy places the organism in Eukaryota, Metazoa, Chordata, Actinopteri, Cypriniformes, Catostomidae. Gene Ontology annotation, biological process: nucleosome assembly. Gene Ontology annotation, molecular function: DNA binding; structural constituent of chromatin; protein heterodimerization activity. The record is from RefSeq and is a predicted model, not a curated record. Bases 7 to 318 code for a protein of 103 amino acids. The transcript has a single exon.